Molecule: messenger RNA, 1830 nt
Organism: Vitis vinifera (wine grape)
Lineage: Eukaryota; Viridiplantae; Streptophyta; Magnoliopsida; Vitales; Vitaceae
Product: serine/threonine-protein phosphatase PP1 isozyme 4
Exons: 4
Coding region: 261-1202 (313 amino acids)
Cellular component (GO): cytoplasm; nucleus
Molecular function (GO): protein serine/threonine phosphatase activity
Source: RefSeq, a predicted model, not a curated record
AUAAUGGUUUGAGUUUGAACUAGAAAGCGACAGAUCAGGGAAGAAACCCUGUACCUGUACGACAGGCCAAAAGAGAGUUCCAUAAUCCAUACCAGUCACCGCAAGACACUCAACAAAACGGCGCCGUUUUGGGAGACCCAAAGGGAUGAUAUAGCCAUAGAGCCAUAGAGGCAGGCACCUCCGCUCCGUAGAAGAAAGUUGCUGCGGUCUCCUUCCUCCUUCAUUCUCUCUUUCGCUGUGAUUUGAAUCACAGCCGUUGAAUGGCAUCACACGGGAUGGAUGAUGUCGUUCUCGACGAUAUAAUCCGACGGCUCUUGGAAGUCCGAUCGGCCAGGCCCGGCAAGCAGGUUCAGCUCUCUGAGAACGAGAUCAAGCAACUCUGCGUUGCAUCCAGGGAAAUUUUUCUUCAGCAAUCCAAUCUUCUCGAACUCGAAGCCCCUAUCAAGAUUUGUGGUGAUAUUCAUGGGCAAUACAGUGACUUGUUAAGGCUUUUUGAAUACGGGGGGUUUCCUCCUCACACCAAUUAUCUAUUUUUAGGGGACUAUGUGGAUCGUGGCAAGCAAAGCUUGGAAACAAUAUGCCUUUUGCUCGCCUUUAAGAUUAAAUAUCCAGAGAACUUCUUUCUUUUAAGAGGAAAUCAUGAAUGUGCUUCUAUUAAUCGGAUAUAUGGAUUUUAUGAUGAAUGUAAGCGCCGGUUUAACGUGAGACUUUGGAAGGUUUUUACUGAUUGUUUUAACUGCCUUCCAGUGGCAGCUCUUAUAGAUGAUAAAAUAUUGUGCAUGCAUGGUGGCCUUUCCCCUGAUCUGGCAAACUUGGAUCAAAUCAGAAAUUUAACACGUCCAACUGCUAUUCCUGACAGUGGUUUGCUUUGUGAUCUACUCUGGUCAGAUCCAGGUAGAGAUGUUAAAGGAUGGGGGAUGAAUGACAGAGGUGUCUCAUUUACCUUUGGGCCUGAUAAAGUGUCAGAAUUCUUGACAAAACAUGAUUUAGACCUUGUUUGUCGUGCCCAUCAGGUUGUGGAGGAUGGAUAUGAAUUCUUUGCCGAUAGGCAACUUGUUACCGUAUUCUCAGCUCCCAACUACUGUGGUGAAUUUGAUAAUGCUGGUGCAAUGAUGAUUGUAGAUGAAGACUUGAUGUGCUCUUUCCAAAUUCUUAAGCCAGCAGAGAAGAAACCUAAGAUUUUGAUGUCCACAAAAAUGUGAUGGCUGCUAUACAAAUCCUCCCUAGAUUUACCAAGAAAUCUUUCACAAAAUGGCUGAAAUGAAAGUGCUAGAUACCAGCUUCAGAACUUAUUCUAAACUUCAGGAGAUGCAAGCACCAUGCUUCAUUCUAUAAAUUAUGACCCAUCCACCGGGUGAUUGGAAAGGAACUCAACAUAUCAGUUAUGGGGACAAAUGCUGUGUGGAGUAGCAUAGGCCAGAAGUUUUCUCAUCCUCUUUUACCUUUUCCUGCACUACCAAAAUUGCAGUGCCUGUGUACAUAUAUUUGGUCUGGAAACUCAAUAGUAAGUUCAGUUCUUUUCUGUGGCGCCAGAAAUGGCAUCGUUCAGACCCUGAAGAAGCCUCCUGUUGUGCAUGGUGCAUGGUGGGUGGGUCUUCUUCCAGUGAUGAAGCUGUUUGUAUUUGAUUGGAUCACGUAUUCUGAUGUUCAAGAGGUAAUGGAAAUCACAACUGGUGGGGUGUUUGUUGUAUUUUAAAACUUUAGUGUUAUGGUGACGGGCAGCCACAAUUCUGGAGAGUGGAUUAAGAUUAUUUCUAAUUCUGCUGGUGCACUAUUCAUUUUAAGUUGAAAGAAAUUGGAGUCCUUGGAGACAUAUUCAAGGCAAUUGAA